Messenger RNA from Zeugodacus cucurbitae (melon fly), 2700 nucleotides. It is a transcript of the gene grnd, whose product is annotated as protein grindelwald. The transcript has 4 exons. NCBI's taxonomy places the organism in Eukaryota, Metazoa, Arthropoda, Insecta, Diptera, Tephritidae. The coding region runs from base 460 to 1173 and encodes 237 amino acids. The record is from RefSeq and is a predicted model, not a curated record.
UAUUAAGAAAAUAAUUUAAAUAUUUAAAAAAAUAAAAAAAAAAUUAAAUAUUUAAAAAAUACAAAAGUUGAAAAUAAAAUAAAUUUAAUGAGUUGUGCUGUGAAUUCGUGCGUUGCAACUCGAAAAGCAGGCUUUUUUUGUGUGGCAUGCAAGUUGGCUAAGUGUAUUGUCAGUGUGCGUUUAAGCUCGUCAUUAACCGCAUAAACCAGUUUCUGCAUAGCGUAAAUGCGCUUUAGUUGUAAAAGCGAGUGGUGCGUGAAGAAGAAUAGCGAAAUAAUAUUGCAAUUCAUAAAAAGAUAAAGUAAACCAAAUAGAGAAAGCAAAUUGAAACAUACAAAAAAAUACUACAUACGUUGUAAAGUCAACAACAGACAACGGAAAUAUACUUGAGUUUCGGAAAAAAGAUAGUGAAGCCACAUCACAAACCUACAUCCACAUACAAAUCGUCGUGCCGCCGAUAUGCCUUACGCUUCUAGUGCAGGUACAGUGGCACUCCGUGUUGCCUCGUUGCUGUUGCCGACUACGUUGGCCAUUGCCAAGGCAGCUUCGAGUGGCAAGUCGGCUGCUGGCAAGGAUUGCCAUGGCAAGAUUUGCAGGCCAAUUGAGGAGUAUUGCUCGAAUUUCAUGGAAGGCUGUGAUCAGUGUGAACCCAUCUGUAAUCCAGAUUCGCAAAAUUUUCACUCGGACACCUGUGCCAGAGAAUGUGCCGAUUACAAAAAAUACGAUCCGCUCAAAGCCGAAAUACACAGCAUACACGAACAACAGAAUACCAUACUGAUCCUGCUGAUCGUGCUGCUCACGCUCAUUGCGGCACGCUACAUCUACAAAUCUGUGCGCUGGCUGCGACGCAAACGUUUCUGUACGCUGUUGCUAAAGAAGCUGCACAAACAGCAUGAGGCAGCCGGCGUGAAUAGCAAAGACCUGGUAAUUGGUGCGACAAUACCGAAUGUGAUGGCCAUAAAUGGCGCUAUGGAGCGGGCGCCGUCACAGAUCUACAGUGUGACAGGUGCCGAAGGUUCCGUUAUGACAAUGACGACACCAGUGAGUACACGCUAUCCGGCAGAGAAUAGCACUACACCAACAACUGUGGCGGGCGAAUAUUCAUAUGAUAAUCAGGCGAUGGCCGUCACGCCUGUGUCGGAGAAGCCAAACGGCAAUGCGCAUGCGUUUUGAUCCUACAUAGUAUAGCAAGGACUUGAGGGUUUUGGGAAAAAGCAAGAUUCAGAGAGGGAAAUGUGUGUAUAGAUUUAGUGGUGAUUGUGUAUAUUCUGUGAAGAUCGUAAGCUCAUGCAAUUCUAUGAAGAUCAGUCAUCAUUUAAAAACUGAUCGUCAUGUUUUUGAUAUCAAUAGCAAUAAUGAAUACUAUAUUCUAUAGACUAUGAGAAAGGAAAUAUUUGAGAAUCGAACGAUCAGCGUGUAAUCGAUCGUGCGGUUGUUGAUCAUGCGAAAACCUGCUCUUACAUUAUUAUGAAUAUAAUUACCGCUAAAAUUUCCCUAAAUAUAAUUGAAGCUGCGGUACAACUUAGCAAUGCCGUUGUGUAUAUUCUAAUAAUGAAAAUUUUCAAUAAUUUUUUUUAAUUGCAAAUUUAGUAAGAAUCAUCAAUGACUCAAAUAUCGGCGUGACGUGACGUUAAUUAUAUACUCAAGUACUUAAAAUUAGUAAUUUAUUUAGAUUUAAUAUAACGAGAAGAAGUGUAAAGAAGAAUUUUAUUAUAUUAAUAGUGUAAGCAACGUGAACAUCAUUUUGUGAAGUAUUAGGUAACUGACGAUGUACUUAAGCAUGUUUGGAGAAUUACCAAUUUCUAUGUAAAUCAUAAAAAGUACUGACAAUUAACGAUUUUAUGUAGUGUCCAGCGAUAUUGAUUGAUUUAAUCAAGCACUGUAAAACAUCACGUCCAUUUUGUAAGUGAUAUUUAUUCUCUAAAAAGUAGCGCGUAAGUUAUGCUUCCAUUUAAAAUACUAUUUACUUACGUUUAAGUAAUAUUAUAUACUAGUUGUAAUAAUAAAGUUUUAGUCUUUGAUUAUGAGAAAACGGAUUUGUAUAGCUUUCGUGCUUUGAAAAUCGAUUAGCACUUUCGGUAUGUGAAUUUAAGUCUCUGUACGUCAUUUUAACUAUACAUAUAUAAAAUGUUUGGUAUGUGUACUUAAUAGUUAGGCAUUAAGCGCGAAAAAUUUUAAAUCACGGUCAAAAAAAUUCUUUAAUCAAAUAAAGCGAAAAUAUCUGUUAUUUUAUUUACUUACAAUAACAGAAACUUGUUAAUUUACUCGACAAAUCUCAAGCGAAAUUGUUGAAGAUUUAGUUAUAAAUUAUGAACCUUUAGGAACUUAGAGGAUAAAACAGUCAAUUUUGUCAAAUUAAAGAGCGCAUGCGCGGCAGUUUGUUAAGCGUAGUCAUUUUAAGGGUGGUAACACAAUUAAAAUCUCGAUGAAGCUUGAAUGAGCAUAAUCGGUAAAACAAUAAUAGUGUUUUUAGACAGCCAAAUUAAUUGUUUAAUUUAAAUUUUUAUUGAGAAACCCUUUUUUGCCUUUUAUACUGCCGGCUACGCGAUAACCGAUCAGCUGUUAUAAAGUUUUGUUUUCGUUUUUCAUAAGAAGUUAAUAAGUUUCAUCAGUUGACUAAUAUUUUUAGCAGUGACAUCUACGGUAGCUUUUUUUAUCAAAAAAUUCAGCCAAUCUCAGACAAAGAACGUAUAUCGUACG